Megalopta genalis is the source of this 1401-nucleotide messenger RNA. The record is from RefSeq and is a predicted model, not a curated record. NCBI's taxonomy places the organism in Eukaryota, Metazoa, Arthropoda, Insecta, Hymenoptera, Halictidae.
AUGCUACAAAAUCGUCCUGCCCCAGAUAAUAAAAUCCUGCGGCCGCAAGCUCCUUCCGGCUGGAUAAAUUCAAUUGGCCAAAAUUCAAAGCUUCGGAGCCCAUCAUUACGUUUUUCUCCUCCCUUUCUGCAAAAAGCCCCGUCGUCUUCGCCGUCGUCUUCUCCGGCGCCUUCGUCGUCCUCGUCGCCGUCUUCGCCGUCUUCUUCGCCAUCGCCUUCGCCGUCGACUUCACCGUCGUUUUCGCCGUCGUCUUCGCCGUCGUCUUCGCCGUCGACUUCGCCGACGUCUACGCCGUUGUCUUCGUCGUCGUCUUGGCCGUUGUCUUCGCCGUCGUCUCCGCCGUCGACUCCGCCGUCGUCGUCGUUGUCGCCAUCAUCGUCUUUGUCGUCGUCUUCGUCGACGGCGUCGUCUUCGUCUUUGUCGUCGUCGUCGUCGUCGUCGUCGCUGUCCCCUUCGCCGUCGUAUUCGCCGUCGUCGUCUUCGUCGCUGUCGUCACCGUCGUCUCCGCCGUCGUCUUCGCCAUCGUCAUCGACGUCUUCGUCUUUGUCAUCGUUGUCUUCACCGUCGUCUCCGCCGUCGUCUUCGCCGUCGUCAUCGCCGUCGCCGCCGGCACCGUCGCCGCCGUCGUCGUCGUUGUCAUCGUCUACGUCUUUCUCGUCGUCUUCGUCGACGUCGUCGUCGUCUUCGCCGCCGUCGCCGCCACCGUCGUUGUCGUCGUCUUCGUCGAGGUCGUCGACGUCUUCGCCGUCGCCUUCGUCGUCCUCGUCGUCUUCGUCACUGUCGUCGUCGCCGUCGCCGUCGUCGUCUUCGUCUUCGUCGUUGUCUUCGGCGUCGUCGCAGUCGUCGUCUUCGUCGCCGUCGUCGUUGUCCUCUUGGUCUUUGUCGUCGUCUUCGUCGCCGUCGUCGUCGUCGCCGUCUUUGUCAUCGUCUUCGUCUUCGUCGUCUUCGUCGCCGUCGUCUUCGCCGUCGCGUCCGUCUUUGUCCUUGUCUUCGUCGUCGUCUUUACUGUCGCCUUCGCAGUCGUUUUUGCCAUCGUCUUCGCCGUUGUCUUCGCCGUCGUCGUUUUCGUCGUCUUCGUCAUUGUCGUCGCCGUCUUCGCCGUCGUGUUCGCCGUCGUCGUCGUCGUCGUCGUCUUCGUCUUUGUCUUUGUCGUCGUCGUCGUCGUCGUCGUCUUCAUCUUUGUCGUCGUCGUCUUCGCCGUCGUCGUCUUUGACACCGCCGUCGUCUUCGUCUUUGUCGUCGACUUCGUCCUUGUCGUCUUCGUCGCCGUCGUCACCUUCGUUGGCGUCGUGGCCGUCGCCGUUGUCUUCGCGGUGGUCGCCUUCGUCACCGUCGUCUUCGUCGUCGUCGCUGUUGCCGUCUACGUCUUCGUCGCCGUCGUCGUUGUUGUCUUCGUCGUCG